UUCAUGUAAUCACGAAUCGUAUCACCUCCGUCAGUCGCCUAAAUUGGUCCCGCGACUAGACCGAUCGGACCUGCGUAAAAGCGACCCAAGAGCGAUUCGUCGCGUUCACUUUUUCAACGUCGCCAAUUCUUCGAUGAUUUUUUUGUAUGUCCUCAGCUUAAUCAGCAAACUUGUGAUGCAAUACUUAAAAGUCUUUGUUCCUCGGAGGGUUGCAUACGUUCAUGGUCUAUAACAUGGCUUUUUGUCAAAAAGAAAUGUCCUCUAUUUUAGUCUUGCGUGUAUAUACUAUAAAGUACACCAUUAAGCGCAUUUAAAAAUGUCUUGAAACUCUUCAGAUAAGUUUAUACCAUUAUAUGCAACUUUAGGAAUAAACAAUUAAAAUUCCUAUUUUAAAUGCAUUCUUAAAAUUAUCAAAAUUGCGUGUCAAAGUCAUAGCUGUUUAAUUAGCUCACAAAAUUGUAACAAAUUAAUGUACGUCAUCAAGAGAAGUGCGUUCUUUGAAAUCUGUAUACGUUACAUCAAUCAAAAAAUUCUCAAGCAUGCAACACGUGAUGACAGAUCGUGGAAUCUGUUUCCAGCGAUUUAAUUAGGGAUUAAGUAAUCCCGUCAUCAGGCCGACAGAGCCAGGCAUUCUUGCUUAAUCGAGCAAAAACAACAAUAAGCCCACUCUAGUGCCGAUUACGCGAUCGAUGCAGCCUUCAACGUCGACGGCGCAACCUUGUAGAUCACGGCCGAUCCAGUGGAGAAAUGGAAACGGGAUCGUCUUCCCGAUCUCGUAAGAAAGAAAAUCCCUCUCCUGUUUCAUCCCGCGUUCGCUCUCCCUGCCGCGUCCCUCCUCGCCGCUUCUCCUCGUUCGCCGUAAGCUCUCGCUUUACAGACAGGCUUACCUUGCCCGGCGAAACGGAAGCAGCCAACCGCACGUGAGCUUUUCACCAGGCGAGAUCCCUCCCUCGAUAGCCCUAUCGAUUGUCCUAUUACAUGAUCUAGGAGGAUCUAAGGUGGACUAUAAAGGCAGCCGCAUUGCCGACCACGAUCGCGCCAGUGUGCAUCGAGUGCAUCUCGCGACCAAUUCCUCAGCUCGUCGUCGAUCGUCCAUUCGCGUGGAAUCAAAACCAUUCGAUAUACGACUUAUCGAGUGCUGCGACGGAACAAUACCGCAAAUACCGCGAGAUGAAGCGCUUCGUGGUCAUACUCGUGCUCGGUCUGACCAGCGUGGCUUCGGCCAAGCCUGCUUUCCUGCCCGUACCGUUAACGUACGCGGCGUCCAUAACGCCCGGGACGCAGAUCAUUACCAACAGCGGAACGCCGGACAGUCGACCGGAAGUGGCGGUCACAGGGACGCGACAAGCGGCUGCGCGCAUCGACGAGAGGGCGAACCUAGCGGCCGCGCGAUCGCCACGGAGACAACAGUCUUUGCAUGACGAUGCGCCGAGGGUCUCAACAUCUCCAGCACCCCUCGGUGUCGACGGCAGGGUUGUGGACACACCGGAAGUCGCGGUCGCCAAGGCGGCGCACGCAGCCGCGCACGCAAACGAGCGGCUGAAGCUUGCGCGCGAGGCUGCGAGGUCCGGUGCGUCCGAUUCGUCGGAAAUCGCCGACCGCGCGGACGUCGGAGCCACGCCGGAAGCGACGAUCGGUCCGGACGGCAGGAUUCUUGACACGCCGGAAGUCGCAGCAGCCCGGACCGCCCACGAGAAGAUCAACUUGGCGAACGAGAUCGCGAGGACCAGCGAUACUCUUGCGCGUCUUGCGGAUGGCGCCGUGGUACCCUUGGUGCUCGGCAACGGCGUUGUCGCCGCCCUGGUACCCGUCGGCGUCGACGGCAGGCCCCUGGAUGCGCCGGAAGUUGCUGUGCACGACAAUCGGAAUUUGAACAACGUGAAAUCUGUCGAUGCCCUGGCGGUCGCUGGUCCGGCUCUUGCUUAUGGCAGAUUGGUUUACUGAAGAAGGAUCCGUCGACACUCGAAGAGGAUGUGGACACUGCGACAUAUCUUAAUGUCUACAUGCUGAUGUCUGACCUGAGUUGACUUACUAUUACGUUGGAUAUACUUGCAUUUCAACUAAAUAAUAAACUGCUAUUAUCCCACGGAUAAACUCAUAUAUCCCUUAGGGAUAUAUCUCUUGCAUCUCUUAUAAAAUUUAUCUCUGAGGUAUUUUACUCGAUAUAAUAUUAUAUAUAUGCAUAUUAAUAAAACUGUUUCCUAAAAAAUUAAAAAUUACUGGUUUCUGUAAAUUUUCUAUAAAGGACAUAAUGUGUUAAUAUUUUGUCAUCGGUAUGAUAGAAGCAGACGUUAUAUAUUCCUUGUUUGUAAAACGAUAAUUUUCAAUGGAAAUCAUUAUAUAUGCAUUCUAUAUAUGUAUCCUAAAUGUAUAAAAAUAAAUAUCAUG
Molecule: messenger RNA, 2388 nt
Organism: Ooceraea biroi (clonal raider ant)
Lineage: Eukaryota; Metazoa; Arthropoda; Insecta; Hymenoptera; Formicidae
Product: cuticle protein 18.7
Source: RefSeq, a predicted model, not a curated record